Molecule: messenger RNA, 760 nt
Organism: Camelina sativa (false flax)
Lineage: Eukaryota; Viridiplantae; Streptophyta; Magnoliopsida; Brassicales; Brassicaceae
Source: RefSeq, a predicted model, not a curated record
AAUGUUCAUAUAGGCCGAAGAAGAUGUUAGACAGUGUUUUAUUGCAAAUUUAACGAACCAUAAUUAAAUAUGCACUUUUGUAUAAAAUUUGAUAUAUAACAACAAACAUCACCUAUUUUUUAUUUAUAAUAUCACUAUGAGUAAAGAAACCAAAUGGUUACUUUCACAAGCACAAACAAAUGUAAAAUACAACAAAUGAAAAUCAAAAGGAAAUUAAAGGUACAAAUCAUGUAACGAGUGUAUGCCUAAAUAAUUAAACCAAAACACACCACAUUGAAAACAUUACAACAACAAUAUAAUAAAAGAUGCAUCAAUCACAUGAUGAAGUGAUAAUUCAAGGACGACUUGAUGUAGAAGGCGGAGGAGAGAAGAACGGAAUAGAUGGGAGACUAGUUGGAAGAGAAGGAAUUACCGUAGGAAACGAAGGCAACGUUGGCAUUGGAGGCAUUACAGUGGGAAUUGUGGGAAGAUUUGGUUGUGGCAAAGAUGAUGGCAUUGGAAACGGAGGCAUUGCAGUAGGCAUUGUGGGAAGAGUUGGUAGAGAUGGUUGUGGCAACGUUGAUGGCAAUGGAGGUAGUCCCAUUGUCGGGAUAGGCAGGCUUGGAAUCUGAGGAAUAGUUUGUUGUUGUUGCUGGAGAAGGCGGCGUGAGGCUGAACAAGUGUUGAUCAUAGUAGAGGAAGAAGAGAGACUCACGAAAAAAGCAAUGAGAAAGAGCUUGUAUGAUGCCAUGUUGACGAAACUCUCUAGUUAUGGUUAAGC